Musa acuminata AAA Group (dessert banana) is the source of this 651-nucleotide messenger RNA. RefSeq names its product chitinase 2-like. The record is from RefSeq and is a predicted model, not a curated record. Gene Ontology annotation, biological process: carbohydrate metabolic process. The transcript has a single exon. Bases 55 to 651 code for a protein of 198 amino acids. NCBI's taxonomy places the organism in Eukaryota, Viridiplantae, Streptophyta, Magnoliopsida, Zingiberales, Musaceae.
UCCAAGUUGUUCUUCUCAUCCUUUCUCGUCCGUGCUCUUCCUCUUCUCUAGCUUAUGACCAUAGCCCAAAACUCCCAGCUCUUCUGCGAAUACAUUGGAGCACAAUCCCACUUCAUCCUUGCCUUCGCCAUCGACUACACCACCUCCGCGUCCCUCGCCGAUGGACAGUUCAACGUCUUUUGGGAUAGCACUAGCCUCUCCCCCUUCGCCUUCUCUUCCAUCAGACAAAGCAAUGGGAACGUGAAGGUAGCUCUUAUCUUGGGAGGAGACACCGUGACCGACAGCCAGACUUGCUUCAGUCCUUCUUCUAUUGACUCUUGGGUCAACAACGUCGUCUCUUCACUCACCUCCAUCAUCCAAGACUAUAACCUCGACAGUAUCGACAACGACUACGAGCACUUCCAAUUUGACGUCGACGCCUUCGCAGAGUGCAUCGGGCAGUCGCUGACGACCCUGGAGAAUAAUAGGGUGAUCUCGAUCGCUUCCAUAGCUCCUUUCGAUGAUGCACAAGUCCAGAGCCAUCACCAAGCACUUUGGGCGAGGUUCUCCAAUGUCAUAGACCAUGUCAACUUCCAGUUCUACGCAAAUGUUAUGCGAGUGCAAUCCUUUCUUAGUAACAAGAUACUAUUAGUCCAAUAUCAAACCAAAUAG